Molecule: messenger RNA, 1621 nt
Organism: Stomoxys calcitrans (stable fly)
Lineage: Eukaryota; Metazoa; Arthropoda; Insecta; Diptera; Muscidae
Gene: Gmppa
Product: mannose-1-phosphate guanyltransferase alpha
Exons: 6
Coding region: 104-1414 (436 amino acids)
Biological process (GO): biosynthetic process
Cellular component (GO): cytoplasm
Source: RefSeq, a predicted model, not a curated record
AAAUAAAUAUUGGAAAUUUUGAAGAAAAUUAUAGAUAACACCGGUGGGAAGCACCACGUAGCACUAGCAGCAUUGGGUAUACAUCGUUAGAGGAAGAAUAAAGAUGAUCAAGGCUGUAAUUCUAAUUGGUGGGCCGCAGAAAGGAACCCGUUUCCGACCCCUAUCGUUGGAUACGCCAAAGCCUCUAUUUCCAGUAGCUGGACGUCCGAUUAUACAGCAUCACAUUGAGGCUUGUCUACAUUUGCCAGAGCUAAAGGAGAUUCUUAUCGUUGGCUAUUACCCGCAGACGCAAAUGGAAAACUUUGUGGCUGAUAUGCAAAACUUGUACAGCAUUAAUAUACGCUACUUGCAGGAAUUUACAUCCUUGGGCACUGCUGGAGGAAUGUAUCAUUUUCGCGAUCAGAUUAGAGCCGGAAACCCAAAGGCUUUUUUUGUGCUGAAUGGUGACGUAUGUGCGGAUUUUCCGCUUCAAGAGCUGUACAAUUUUCACAGGCAACGACCGGAAUCGGCGUUAGUAACCAUUAUGAGCACCGAAGCUACACGUCAACAAGCCGUCCAUUAUGGCUGUCUGGUGUUUGAUCGGGAUACUGGGGCAGUAUCGCAUUAUGUAGAGAAACCGAGUUCAUAUGUCUCAACAUUUAUCAAUUGCGGUGUAUAUGUGUGUUCUAUGGAUAUUUUUGGUAAACUGGCAGAAGUCUUCCACUCGAAAGUUCAAGAAUACAAUGGCCAACACUAUGUUGGAAACGGCGCCGGCAAUGGUAAUGGCAAAGAUCAAGGUCACAUCCAAUGGGAACAGGAAGUAUUGACCCCUCUAGCUGGAACGGAUAAGUUGUAUGCAAUGCCAGUACCAAAUUGGUGGUCUCAAUUGAAAACAGCUGGUUCGGCGAUAUAUGCAAACCGUCAUUAUUUAGAGUUGUACAAGAAAACGCAUCCUGAGCGUUUGGCUAAUGCUGGCAUAAAACGUAGCGAAGGAGACGGAAAUCUUAUAUGUACCAUUCAUUCCGAUGUACAUAUUCAUCCCAGUGCGACUGUUCAUCAUAGUGCAGUGUUGGGGCCAAAUGUUUCAAUUGGACCUGGUGUUACUAUAGGACCAGGUGUAAGAAUACGUGAAUCGAUCAUUUUAGAAAAUGCCGUAAUCAAAGACCACACUUUGAUUUUACAUUCAAUUGUUGGACGUGGCUCUACUAUUGGUCAAUGGUCUCGCGUAGAAGGCACUCCUAGUGAUCCUGACCCAAACAAACCUUUUGCAAAAAUGGAAAAUCCACCUCUGUUCAAUAAGGAAGGAAAGCUUAACCCUUCCAUAACUAUUUUGGGUUGUUUUGUUCAAGUGCCUUCGGAAAAAAUACUUUUGAAUAGCAUCGUCUUGCCGCACAAAGAGCUGGGUAGAAGUUUUAAAAAUGAGAUUAUUUUAUAGAAAGGACAUAACGAUAUCCUAUGUUACUAACUGCAAUUUUCAUUGUAUUUGCAUUGCGACACAGAAAGAAGGAAGUGUGGCUCUGCGUGUCUGAAGGAUGAAAAUGUACGUCGGUGUUGGUACUUUUUAAUCAUUUGUUUUACUGAACCUUAUUACUAUAAUAUUUUACACCAACCAAUAAAUGUUUACUAUAAAUAUACAAGUGAA